This is a messenger RNA of Jaminaea rosea, 357 nucleotides long. RefSeq lists its product as hypothetical. NCBI's taxonomy places the organism in Eukaryota, Fungi, Basidiomycota, Exobasidiomycetes, Microstromatales. The transcript is spliced from 3 exons. The record is from RefSeq and is a predicted model, not a curated record. Bases 1 to 357 code for a protein of 118 amino acids.
AUGUUCUUCUCAAGGAUCGCCUUCAUCCUUUCAAUUGCCAUUGUCCUCCUAGCCAUCACUUGGCUGCCAGCAUCGUCCACUCUCACCUAUGGAGAGGUAGGGACUUGCUCUCCCACGAAAGGCGAUACCACCUGUAUCAAUGCGACUGAAGCUAUGCCUGUCUUCGGCUACCGGGCUCCUGGAGCCGUACGCACUGAUCGUGACUGCUUCGCAUUCAAGCCCCAAUACCGGAUGGCAAAAGUCUGCGAGGAUAAGCUCUGCAAAGGACGCUGCAAGAAAACCAAUUUGGGGCGUGGUUCGUGCCUUCGCUUCUCUGACCGCGCUGAUGCCAACAUUCAGUGCGUCGUGAUGGCGUGA